Pistacia vera is the source of this 687-nucleotide messenger RNA. RefSeq names its product indole-3-glycerol phosphate synthase, chloroplastic-like. The record is from RefSeq and is a predicted model, not a curated record. NCBI's taxonomy places the organism in Eukaryota, Viridiplantae, Streptophyta, Magnoliopsida, Sapindales, Anacardiaceae. Gene Ontology annotation, biological process: L-tryptophan biosynthetic process. Gene Ontology annotation, molecular function: phosphoribosylanthranilate isomerase activity; indole-3-glycerol-phosphate synthase activity. Bases 1 to 687 code for a protein of 228 amino acids. The transcript has 8 exons.
AUGCUGAAGAAAGCCCUUCAGAAUGCUCCACCCGCUAGAGAUUUUAUGGGAGCUCUUAGAGCUGCCCAUCUACGAACUGGACUGCCUGGUUUGGUUGCCGAAGUAAAGAGGGCUUCUCCCAGCUGGGGAAUCAUUGGAGUGGAUUUUGAUCCAGUUGAAAUUGCCCAAGCCAAUGAGAACGGUGGAGCAGCAUGCCUCAGUGUUUUGACAGAUGAAAAGUAUUUUAAGGGUAGCUUUGAAAAUUUGGAGGCAAUAAGGAGGGCUGGAGUAAAGGUCUGCCCUUUACUGUGCAAAGAAUUCAUAAUAGAUGCAUGGCAGAUCUACUAUGCCCGAACUAAAGGUGCAGAUGCAGUGCUUUUGAUUGCUGCUGUUUUUCCUCAUCUUGACAUCAGAUACAUGAUUAAGGUCUGCAAGAUGCUUGGUUUAGCAGCAGUUCAUGAUGAGAAGAAAAUGGAUCUUGUUCUUGGAAUAGAGGGGAUUGAGCUUAUUGGUACAAUCAUAACCUUGGUAAAAACAUUUAAGGUUGAUAUUAAUAACACAAAAAAGCUUCUUCAAGGAGAGCAUGGCCAAAGGAUCCGUCAAAAAGACAAUAUCGUAGUUGGUGAAUCUGGGCUAUUUACUCCUGAUCAUAUUACAUUGUACAAGAAGCUGGUGUCAAAGCUGUUUUGGUUGGGGUGUCAAUUGUGA